AUGGAAUCACUACUAGGAGUGAAAAUUGGCUGCCUCUUUGCCCUGCUGGUUCUCACCCUGGUCUGUGGCCUUAUUCCCAUCUGCUUCAAGUGGUUCCAGAUCGAUGCCGCCACAGGUCGUCACCGCCGGGUCCUCAGCCUCCUGGGCUGCACCUCUGCUGGUGUUUUCCUGGGAGCAGGGCUCAUGCACAUGACCGCUGAGGCCCUGGAGGGAAUUGACUCAGAGAUCCAGAAGUUUAAGAUGCAGAACAGGACAGAAAGGGAGGGAGAUGCUUCUGAUGAUGCUGAUUCAGCUCAGGUGGAGUAUCCCUACGGAGAGCUUAUCGUCUCCCUGGGCUUCUUCUUUAUCUUCUUCUUGGAGUCGCUGGCAGCGCAGUGCUGUCCUCAGGCCGCUGGGGGAAGCACGGCGCCGGAGGAGUGGGGCGGGACUCAUGUCCUGGACCUCCACAGCCAUGGACCCCCACCCUCACCCUCAAAGGGGCCCCUCCGGGCCCUCGUCCUCUUGCUGUCACUCUCCCUUCACUCAGUGUUUGAAGGGCUAGCCGUGGGGCUGCAGCCCACAGUAGCAGCUACCGUGCAGCUCUGCCUCGCUGUCCUGGCUCACAAGGGGCUCGUCGUGUUUGGGGUAGGACUGCGGCUGGUGCAGGCAGGCACUGGCUCACGAUGGGCCACGUUGUCCAUACUGUCGCUAGCUCUCAUGUCCCCCACGGGCCUGGUCCUGGGGCUGGCUGUGACCCAGGGGGACCCUAAAGGGGGGCAGGGCCUAGCCCAGGUGGCGUUAGAAGGUGUGGCAGCCGGCACCUUUCUGUAUGUCACCUUCCUGGAAAUUCUGCCCCGGGAGCUAGCUGGCCCUGAGGCCCCUCUGGCCAAGUGGGGCUGCGUAGCCGCUGGUUUUGCCUUCAUGGCCUUUAUUGCCUUGUGGGCCUGA
Messenger RNA from Odobenus rosmarus divergens (Pacific walrus), 927 nucleotides. It is a transcript of the gene SLC39A2, whose product is annotated as solute carrier family 39 (zinc transporter), member 2. Gene Ontology annotation, cellular component: plasma membrane. Bases 1 to 927 code for a protein of 308 amino acids. Gene Ontology annotation, biological process: zinc ion transmembrane transport. The record is from RefSeq and is a predicted model, not a curated record. Gene Ontology annotation, molecular function: zinc ion transmembrane transporter activity. The transcript is spliced from 4 exons. NCBI's taxonomy places the organism in Eukaryota, Metazoa, Chordata, Mammalia, Carnivora, Odobenidae.